This is a messenger RNA of Diachasma alloeum, 1074 nucleotides long. RefSeq lists its product as uncharacterized. The transcript has a single exon. The record is from RefSeq and is a predicted model, not a curated record. Bases 1 to 1074 code for a protein of 357 amino acids. Lineage: Eukaryota; Metazoa; Arthropoda; Insecta; Hymenoptera; Braconidae.
AUGGAUGGCAGCAGCAUGGGCAACCCGGCUAGCCCGGUUCUGGCAGGUAUCGUCAUGGAUUACGUCAUCUCAGAGGUCCUGGAGAAGCUUCCGUGCAACAUUGCAUGGCUGAAACUCUACGUAGACGAUAGUGUGUUGCCGGUUCCGGAGGACUCUAUUAAUAUGGUACUACAGUGCUUCAAUUCCAUCCAUGAUCGGAUCCAGUUUACUGUGGAAAGAGAGGUGGAGAGAUCCAUCAGUUUUUUGGAUGUAAAGAUACAUCGGAUGAAUGACGGGAGCCUGAAGCUCAAUUGGUACCAAAAACCCACAAGUUCUGGGAGAGUUAUCAACUACGAGUCGAACCAUCUGAUGGCGCACAAAGUUGGUGUGGUAUUCGGCAUGUUACACCGAGCAAUUGGACUCAGUCACGAGGACUUUCAUGAGGCUAAUAUUGACCGAGUGAAAGAUACUUUAACGAAGAACGGUUAUCCUGGGAAGUUCGUCAUGAAGUGCGUGCGAGAGUUCAAAAAUCGAAGAGCUUCUGGGGUUGAGAGAGCGGCAGACCCAGAUGCAAGGUCCUGUUUUAGGUUUCCUUGGGUACGAGGAUUGUCUCAAAGGCUGAACAGGUGCCUCAGAAGCACAGAUUCGAAAUUGGUCUUCUACAACCUGAGAUCAGUGGGGGAUCUGUACUCGAAAUUGAAAGAUCCCAUUCCAUUGCUAUCGAGGUUAGAAGUUGUGUACAAAAUCCCAUGCGAGUGUGACAACUGUUACAUCGGACAGACUCGGCAGAGGCUGGGCGCCAGGAUUCGUCAACAUCGGUAUGAUUGCGCACCCCGAGGUUUCCUGAAGAAAGAGAAAACGGCGUUGGCCACCCACUGCUUCGACAAGGGUCAUAGAUUCAAGUUUGUGGAUGUUUCAAUUUUGGACACCGAGAGUCAUUGGGUGGAGAGGAAUAUUGCUGAGAUGAUCCACAUUUGCCUACAUGACACUGUGAACAAGAGAGAAGAUACUCAGUACCUGAAUCGUAUGUACUUGGAGUUGCUGAAGAGGUGGAAAAAUAGAAAUCGAGGGGCUCGAGGUGACGGGGUCGGUUAG